AUGUCACAUCUCAUGCAGGACCCUAGUAGAAAUCAAAAUCAUCCUUCAAGUCCAUCUCCAACAGUAUCUCCAAUCGACUCAAAUCAGCCAUCUCAGCAUGUAAGCUUUUCAAACCAACCCACUCCUCACAUAUCUAUGGUUCAAUCAUCCCAAGACAAAUUUUUUCGUUCCUCAAAAAAUCAAUCCCCUUUACCAGGCAAAAGUCCUCACUCCCCCCCCUCGAAGUUCGACCAAGAUAUAGGGAAAAUUCCUAUUUUUUUGGAAAAUUAACCCCCCUCAAAGUUCGACCAAGACCUAUAUAAAUUUACUAGGAAAAUAAGCAAUUUUUCAAAAAAUUAUAAACUAUGUGGGGGGUGAACUUGCGAUUUUUGUAUUCAAGUUUUAAAAAAGCGUUACAAAACCAUCUUGCACUAUUUUUUCUAACCCUUACACCUCUCAACCAUACAGAAGAAUAUGAUAAGUAUUUUUUGUUUUUAACUACUAAAUUAUAUAAAAAAAAUUCUAUAUAAUUUUUUUAAAAAAAUUUUUCUUAACCCCCCUCGAAGUUCGACCAAAAAAAUCUUGGUCGAACUUCGAGGGGGGGGAGUCAGCUUUUAAAAACAGCCAAAACCCAAUUGAAAACCAGAAAUUUUUCGUCAUUAAAUGAUAAACAAAAAACAGAGGCCUACUAUGAUUUAUAUGAUAGGAAUCUUGAAUUAAAGCAAAUGGAAAAUGAAUUAAAAGAAAGAAUUAAGCAGCUUGUUACACAACUGACAAAAUUGACAGCUGAUAUUAAAUAUGAACGAACUCUGCUAGAAGGAGGGGAAAAUAGUGAAGUGAAGCUAAUUAUUGAUGAUUUAAAUAGCAAAAAUCAAAAAUUAAUGCAAGAAAAUAACAACUUAAAAUCAAAAAUUAAAGAAUUAUCAAGCAAAUCUUUGAGAGGGGCAAAGCAGCCAAGUGGAAAAAGUGUAAAGCUUUCAUCAGAGAAAACAAUGACCCUUCAGCCUGCAGUUAUUGAAAAACAAAAGAGACUUGAAGAAAUUAUUGUAGAAAGAGAUUCCUUAAUUCUCAAGCUAAAAGAGCAGCUUCAAAGCUCAGAAGAAGUAAUUUCACAGCUGAGAAAUGAAAAAUUAGCUGUAUUAGGAAAGAUUCCAACAGAAAAAAUGUAUAAGCUCUCUGAUUUCGAAGAAAAGGUUGAGACAUUGACUGAAAGCUACGAAGCCCAGUCAACUUAUCUAGAAGUAGUAAAGCAGAUGCUUGAAGAAUCUGAAGAGCUUUUAAGAAAAGAAAAACUCACCUCUUUUGAUCUAAGUCUAAAAGUCAAAGAGCUUGAAGCAAACUCAGUUAAAGAACCUUAUGAGCUAAAAAUCCAAGAGCUGACACAAGAAAAAAUUCAGCUCGAACUAAAAAUAAAAGAACUCUGCGACACCCCAAUCAUCAGAGACGCAAAAGGAUUAUCAGAUACCACUUAUAAUAUUUUGGAAAACGAAAUCGUAGAAAGGCAUAAAUUAAUAAUCCAGUACAAAACCAGAAUAUCAGAAUUGGAAAAUGAGCACAUAAAGCUUAAUGAAAUGCUAAGACUUGUACAAGCAGAAAGGAAUAAGCUAAAAGAAGAAAACCUUAUAUUGGCUUACAAUUUGGAAAAAAGAGCGAAAUAUGUAGAAGAGUUUGAGUCCAAGCUUGUUUGGCUUGCAAGGGACAACGAUACUGAUGCUUUUAUGAGAGCUCUUGGGAUGCUAAAGCUAGGACUUAAUGGAAAAGAAUGGCCAGUCGUAGAACCUUUUGAAGAAAACUCCAAGCUGAAGCAAGAAAAUGAAAAGUUGACUGUCGAAAAAGGAGAAAUUGCAGCUGAACUCAAAAAAUGCCAAAAUUUGUUAGAAUUGAGGGAUCAGAUUGAAAAUGAAAAAGUUUCAUUAAUUCAGUCAGAAAAUGAGAAGCUUAACUGCUUGCUGAGGUCUGCUCAAAAAAGAAUAGAUGAGCUUAGCAGGCUUGCUGAGUACAGAGGAAGUUUAGCUUCUCGUGGCAGCCAAGAAAUUCAAAGGAAUUUUGCUAUGGAAUCUUAUGGGUUUGGAGCUGGGUUUAAAGAGGAUGGCAGCGAAGUAGGAGUUGGACAGAAUAUUUUUGAUUUGCUCAUUGUCGAUGCUGAAUUUUAUAAUAAAGCAUUAGAAACAGAUGGUAUUUCAUUUUGAAAUAAACUAGUCACAUGUCUAUCAGUAGAUUUCUACGAUCAUGAAACACAAAUAACAUCUCUAUGUGAAGGGCUUCAGCCAAAAUACGAUAUCCACAUGAGUUUUCUGAUAAGUAUGGACCAAUUGUUCUUAAGGUAUUUACAUGAAGGAUAUGUUGUAAUAGACGUCAACAUUGUUAACAGAGACAAAUUUAUCCCUAUUGCGAAGGCUCAAAUACCUCUAUUGAAUUUAUUAGGUUUUUCAAAACCUGAAAGUAACAGAAGAGUAAUUGAAUCCGCUUGCAUUUUAACUAGCUGACAGGAUGAUAAGAAAACAUUAGGAGGACUGAGAUAUAAAAUCAAAAUGAGGCACCCUCUUAACGAUUUAUAUGCAUUAGAGCAAACCGGAGUUAUAGAAAACCCAAUAACUAUCAACGCAACCAAAGCCAUGACAAAUCAGCAAUCUUUGUACUAA
Blepharisma stoltei is the source of this 2621-nucleotide messenger RNA. The record is from the annotation of a GenBank genome assembly. Lineage: Eukaryota; Ciliophora; Heterotrichea; Heterotrichida; Blepharismidae.